GUGCAUUUUCCCCCUAAAUGACAUUUUCAGGGGCAUCUUUUUACCUUUAUGAGGGCAUAUUAUUUUUCUAACCAUUUGAAACAUAAACUCUGUCUCAGCCCUUUUUGUGAAAUACUUUCACUUAAUUGAUUCAUGAACGGAAAUUAUCAAGACUGACAAUUUAUUACCUCUUACCAAAAUCAACGAAUAUUCUGUUUUCAAUAUAAGUUCAUCUCAGUCGACAGCAUUUGUGUAGUAAUGUUGAUUUGUGUCAUUAAUUUUGACUCGUUCCACCUUUUCUUUAAUAAAGCACAAAUGUGUGUUCCAGUGAGACACUUCCAAUGCAAGUCAAUGGGGUUUAAUCUGUAACAUUAAAAUACUGUUUCACAAGUAUAGACACAAGACAUAAACAAUAUGUGUGUUAACAUGAUUUUACUCUUAUUAAAUCACUCACUGACCACAUCUGUGUGAAGAUAGAGACAAUUAUACAACUCCGUUGCCAUGACGAUGUAAUGCCGUAAUCCCACAUAAUGAUUUAAAACAACUUUAGAGCUCAAAUAAUCCACAAGUUUAAACAGACAAAUUAAUAUAAGUGUUUUUAUACAAUUAUAAACGUCACAUUUCUGUGACCCCAUUGACUUCCAUUGUAAGUGUCUCACUGGAACACACAUUUUUGUUUUUUUAAACAAACAAAUUAAAAAGGAAGGACUAGUCGAAAUAAUGUUCUUUUUUUUUUGUGCAAAUCAGCAUUAGACCAAAAAUGCUGAUAAUUGAGCUUAACUUACAUACAGUCUUAAAUACAGAAAGUUACUUUACGCAGACCCGCCCACAACAUUAUCAUAAAAUAAGCCAAUGGUGAGCAGACCCGCCCACAACAUUAUCAUACAAGAGACAGAAAUGUAAGAAUAAAUACAAAAAUAAAUAAAUGUGGGAAUAUUUAAAUAUAGAAAUAAAUACAUGUGUGGAUAAAUAAAUAUAUAAAAAAUGAAUGCAUAAAUAAAUAAUAAAAAAAACAAAAACAAAUGAAAGAAUAUUUUUUUUAAAGAAUACAAAUAAAAAGAGAAAAUAAUAAAUAAAGGAAAAAAAGUCAUACAAAAAUAAAUUCAGGAAUAACUUUCAUUAAAAACUAAUUAUAUUUGUUUUAUCAAGACAUUUAUUCCUUUAUUUAUUUAUUAUUUUUGCAUGUUUUGUCCUCCAUACUAAAGAUGUUACGAUUAAAAAAUUAACAGGAAAAUUCAUCACGAGAGCAUUUUUUGCCCAUUGCACUCAAUGUAUGUAUAUAAUUUCUACUAGUAAAUGUAUUUAUUUAUUUUGCAUUUGUCAUUAAGUCAAAUUUUGAUAAGCUUAAAUAAAAUUGUUUGAGUUAUGCUCUUUAUUUAGAAUGAGUGCCAAACACAGUGCCAAAAUUAGAUGUAAAGUAGUCGCAGGGCAAAUCAUUACAAAAAAUAAACAGCAUUUGUUUUAAUGCCAACUGGCACAAGCACUCUGUGAAAGGCCAAGUCUGGCACUGACGUCAUCCUGUCUGCACAUAAGCCCCGCCCCGUGCCUACAAGCCCCGCCCUCCGCCGCUUCCCAGCCAACUUGGACUUGAAUGAUGUGCCGCACAAGUCCGUCACGCCGCCAGACGGGUGGAAAGUAGCACAGACCGUCUGGGAAUAACAGCGGGAAGACUGGAGCACAGAGGCAGGACAGCGGGACGGGGGUGGAGGGACGUCGGCUAAAGGAACGCCGCGGUGAAGCGAGAGCGAGCGCCGUCCGUUUUCCACGUCGAUCCGCGGGAUCGUUUCAAUGUUCAGCUUCAUGGGUCUGAUGAACGGAACCACCGACACUCACACCAAUGUCUCCUGUACAUGUGACUGCAAGCGAUCCACUUCAUUCCAGAGUAUGGCGAUCACCCAGUUGGAGUUUGUUCAGAUUCUGGUGAUCGUGGUGGUGAUGAUGAUGAUGGUGGUGGUCAUUACGUGUCUGUUGAAUCACUACAGACUUUCUGCUCGAUCGCUCAUGUCUCGGCACGGACAACAGCGCAGACAACACCUGCCCCUGCCGUCGGAGGGCAGUUUGUGGUCAUCAGAGGGUCCAGGAUCUUCUAGUGUCGUGACUGAGGUGUAUAUUCCUCGACCACCAGACCGUGUGCCGUCUUACCUUCAGCGUGAGCAUCUGUCUCGCUUCCAGCCCACGUAUCCGUACCUGCCACACGCCAUCAUCGACCUGCCCCCGACCAUCUCACUGUCAGACGGAGAGGAGCCGCCGCCCUAUCAGGGUCCCUGCACACUUCAGCUAAGAGACCCGGAGCAACAGCUGGAGCUGAACCGAGAGUCGGUGCGAGCCCCUCCAAAUCGCACCGUCUUCGACAGUCCGCUCAUCGACGCGUCACUGUGCCCACCCAGCGUCAAUGCGGGCAUCAGCGCCGGGCGGUUAGAAGGCGCUCCACCCGCUUACAACGAAGUUAUAGGGCACUACUACCACCCCGAGUCAUUACCGGGACACACGCGGACCCAGUCCGGCACUGUUGUGCCGCCAUCGGUGCUGGUGCACGGCGUGCUUCCACCGCAACUCAUCCGCACGGACAGCAGGAAUGCCCGCAACAAAGAGAAACACAAAGCACAGCAGGUCUGACGGCAUUCUAGCGCU
This is a messenger RNA of Xyrauchen texanus (razorback sucker), 2610 nucleotides long. RefSeq names its product protein TMEPAI-like. The record is from RefSeq and is a predicted model, not a curated record. Gene Ontology annotation, molecular function: R-SMAD binding. Gene Ontology annotation, biological process: negative regulation of transforming growth factor beta receptor signaling pathway. Gene Ontology annotation, cellular component: Golgi membrane; early endosome membrane. The coding region runs from base 1768 to 2595 and encodes 275 amino acids. The transcript has 4 exons. Lineage: Eukaryota; Metazoa; Chordata; Actinopteri; Cypriniformes; Catostomidae.